Molecule: messenger RNA, 3320 nt
Organism: Pecten maximus
Lineage: Eukaryota; Metazoa; Mollusca; Bivalvia; Pectinida; Pectinidae
Product: excitatory amino acid transporter-like
Exons: 10
Coding region: 3-1436 (477 amino acids)
Biological process (GO): L-glutamate transmembrane transport
Cellular component (GO): plasma membrane
Molecular function (GO): neutral L-amino acid transmembrane transporter activity; glutamate:sodium symporter activity; L-glutamate transmembrane transporter activity
Source: RefSeq, a predicted model, not a curated record
GCAUGCCUACCAACAGGAAAGUCUCUCCCAUCGGACGAUGGAUGAAGGAUAACUUGAUACUCAUUCUGACUACCGCAGGGGCAGUCUGCGGAUUCGCUGUGGGAUUUGGUAUCCGAGAGGGGAACCCGUCUCCAGACCUGUUGACAUGGAUAGGUUUACCGGGGGAGCUGUUCAUCAGGAUGUUAAAGUUGAUGAUAAUACCUCUAAUAGUCAGCAGCAUGAUUGCCGCCGCUGCUUCUCUGAACCCCAAGUCUAAUGGUCGGAUUAGUCUCGUGUCGAUUACGUUCAUCGUCGCCACUAAUAGCCUGUCCUCUGUCGUCGGCGUUAUCCUUGCUCUCAUCAUGAAACCAGGGCACGGAGUACAGUCAGGUGAUACAGACACCACAGACACAGCUACUAUAGAAACAUCAGAUAUAUUUGCAGAUUUACUCCGGAAUAUAAUGCCGGACAAUAUAGUGGACAUGGCUUUCCAACAAUCACUUACACAGAAUGACGUCACUUAUGAAACAUUCACAAGGAACACAACUAAUGGGACAGUCAACGAGACUGUGAGGAAAAUAACCAAAACUGUAGGGAAGACCCCAGGUACCAAUGUUCUCGGUAUGAUAGUGACAUGCAUGCUGUUGGGAUUAGCUAUCAACAAGGCAAAAGGAAAGGGCAAGCCAGUACUGAAAUUCUUUACAUCACUGACCGAUAUCAUUAUGAUAAUACUACAAUGGUUGUUAUGGUCCACUCCCCUGGGUGUCUUAAGCCUGAUCGCUGUUUCCACAGCUACCGUGAAGGACCUCGAUCAGAAUUUCCGAGCUCUGGGAAAGCUGGUCGGGCUUGUAGUUAUAGGAAUCAUCAUACACCAGUUUAUCAUAAUGCCGAUCAUAUUUUUUGUGACAACUCGACGGAAUCCUUAUAAGUUUGCGUUACAUAUCAUUAAAGCUUGGAUGAUCGUCUUUGCUACAACGAGUCCUGCCGUUGCUAUCCCCGAGAUCCUGUCUGCGUGUGAGAGUCACCAGAAAGUAGACAGGAGGGUCAGUAGGUUUGUCGUGCCGUUGUCUGUCACUAUCAGUGCCAACGGAAGCGCCCUGUUCAUCACAUCGGCGGCCAUAUUCUCAGGCAAUAUCACAGGAAUUAGUCUGAAUGUUGGUGAUAUUAUCAUUAUUAGUAUUUUGACCGCCAUCUGCGUCAUGGCGUUACCCAGCAUACCGAGUUCUGGAAUCGUUACCUUGGUGAUGAUAUUAACCUCCAUGAACAUCCCGCCGGAUUCUAUUUCUCUCCUGUUCGCGGUUGACUGGUUUUUAGACCGGGUACGAUCGUCAAGUAACCUCGUGAGCCAUGCACACUGUGCAGUUGUGACGUAUCAUUUCUGUAGGAACGCUCUGGAGCAGUCCGAUAUAAUACAGGACAUCGGCAAAGAUAAUGACAACACAGAGUUGGAAGUUUAGACAUUUUGUUAAUUAUCGUCAAAUCAGUAAAUAUAUCGCGGAAGAACGUCUUUUCUUCGACACAAAGGUUUAUACUAAGUUUUGAUAAUCACCUACUAGUGAUUUGAUAUGUUAUUUUGCGUGGUUCUAGAGUUCACCAUCAAAUACCUGGAUGUCAACUGGAAUAUCAAUAUAAGUUAAAUCAAGUUAAAUAUAAUUAUUUGAUAAGAACACAGAUAUUGAUACUACUGGUUCAUUAUAGCUGUAAAUAGGGUUUAAUGGCAUUUAUUUAUGGAUUAAACGAGUUAAUAACAAGUUCUAUUGAAUGUAAACACCAAAAACUGAAGUGCUCCCAGAAUAAGCCGUGGAGAGGUUUGUGUAUUAGAAUCACUUUAGUUUUCGGUUAAUACGUCGAUAAAUCAAUUCAUUCUCUCGUUCAAUCCUUGUGGUUUUAUUACAAAUCUGAAAAGAAAACAUUCAAUAACGAAAUAUGUUUUGAAUCACAACAGCAAGUGUACUUUUGGUAAAAUGAUUUUGACGUUUUCACAGGCCACGUUUUAAAAUCUCCUCGCUUCAAGGAAGCUCGUAUCUUAUGUAACCGCGAAAUGAAUACAGUUUCUAUAAAUUUGAUGUUUUACUUCAAUGCUUUGCUUACCUCUUUACUCUUGGUGUUGUUCAUCUGAGGUUCCCAUGGUAUUAAUGACGUCAUAUGCACUGUUUCUGUAACCCUAUUGGACAUCAUUGGAAACCCAAUUGGACAUCAUGGGUAACCCAAUUGGACAUCAUGGGUACCCAAUUGGACAUCAUGGGUAACCCAAUUGGACAUCAUUGGUAACCCAAUUGGACAUCAUGGGUAACCCAAUUGGACAUCAUGGGUAACCCAAUUGGACAUCAUGGGUAACCCAAUUGGACAUCAUGGGUAACCCUAAUGGACAUCAUGGGUAACCCAAUUGGACAUCAUUGGAAACCCAAUUGGACCUCAAUGGUAACCCAAUUGGACAUCAUUGGUAACCCAGUUGGAAAUCAUUGGUGACCAAGUUGGACAUCAUUGGUAACCAAGUUGGAAAUCAUUGUUAACCGGACGCUAUAAAUAUCUCAUUGUCUGGAUAAACAUGUAUAUGUAAAUAGUUUCGGUUUAUAUUCUUCUUGAGACUGCUUAUUGCGGUAGCUUUUUCCUGGUGCCAAGAGAAACGUUAGAUGAUUUCAUCGAAGAAAUUAACAGAGCAGGCCAUAAAGUAAAAUUGACCAUGUCAAUGUUCAACAGAAGACUUCCAGAAAUCUAUUUCUGUUCAGAUGACUAACCUGAGCAGACCAUCAAGUAAAAUUGACCAUGUCAAUGUUCAACAGAACACUUCCAGAAAUCUAUUUCUGUUCCGGUGUCAUCGCCCUGAUUUGAACAUGGUAUUAUUCUUGAUGAUGUGUGCCAUCGAGGAUGCAUACAACGCUUAACCUUCAAGAACACCUUUUAUCUUAGUACUUUUUCGACGGUCUCCUUGAACAUUUACAUUUUGUUCGCAUUUUGCUUUUGUAAAUAACCAGACAUCUUCAGUGUCCAUUAGAUUGGAUCACCCCUGACUCUACCUGGGCUAACUUUUUUCGUCUCCUUCGAUGUUGGGGUCUCGAGGGUCCUCUUAGUAGAAACAUCUAAGAACGCAUCCCCGGUUGUACAGUAAGAUAAUCAGACAUAUUCUCUCCAAUAUCCUGAACGUAUUUUCAGGUAAAUGGUACAGGAUGGUAUUUAUAUAGAUCGUGGCUGUCAGACUUCGGGAUAUAUAGUAUUAACAGUAACAGUGUGAUAGAAUGAAUGUUUUGAUAUAAAGCAAACUUGUCAUGCAGCUUCACGUGCCUCUACUGUUGUACAUAACGUACUGCUGAAAUAAACGAUUAACACAGCACCAAUACGAA